UUAUUUCCGUUUUAGAAGUUAUUGGAUGCUUUCUCUCUGAUUUGAUCUUCAACAUUCGAUGUAGAUACCUCUCACGUGUGUGCGGUUUUGAGUCGAUAGCGUUUGACAGUGCAGUGGCUUUCACCGUGAGCCAACUCAGCCAGGGCAGCGUUUGGUUAGCCAUGGAGCCAACGUUACUAAUUAACUAGCGAUUUAUUGUUACCAUUAUUAGUUAGCAUUGGGUAAACCAUUCGGAGGGUGGUUGACACACGGUAUCGCUAACGAACCGCAUACAUAUUGGCAUUUCUUCAAUUGGCUCAUAACCCAUGAUCCUGUCAUUGAUAUUGUUUUUAAUCGAAUUUGUUCUUAUGUUAGCUAACGUUUUAGAUAAUUAGCUAACUAAAGGAGCAGUAGCUAACGCGUUAGCAGCCUUCAACUCGGGAAAACAAACAUCGAAGAAGCUUUCAUUGAGAGAAGACUCAUCUAAACGGGGUCGUGGCUGGUGGAACUAUCUUCAACAUGCUGCUUCACUGAGACGCACAGACGGAAGGAUAGCUAGACGGAAGGACAGACAGACCCAGUCAGCGGGUGCCCCCCCCCCCCCCUUUCUUCCCCGUGCCAGCUGCUUCUCCCACCGGCUACCUCCCCCCUGUACAGAACUUGCUAUGGAAUGCCCUCACCUAGCGGACUAGCACAGUCCUCUUUAGGACCCUUUCCUGGGAACCCACUCCAUAAGGAUUCAGCAUAGCUGAUCUGUCUCAGUAGUCUCUGGCUCCUCCUACCCUCCCCUGAGAAGAUGUCUGUGAGCCUGGCUGGGGAGGAUAACCAGACGGAGGGUGAGAGUGGAAGUAGUGGAGUGCUCCAUGAUGACUCCAGCAACAGAGGGAAGCUCUCCCCAUCCCCUGAGCCCUGCCAGGGGAAAGAGGGCACUGGGACUGGAGGCACUGGGGAGGGCAUGGAGGCAGAGGAGAGUGCCACACAGGACUCACAGAGAAGGGCUCAGAACCACGGCCAUGGGCGGAAAAGGGCCAGGUCCAAUGCCAAGCUGAAGCUGGUGAGGAGCCUGGCAGUGUGUGAGGAGUCAUCAGGUCCGUUCUGUACUGACGGACCUCCAGACCAGGACAUCAUCCAGCUGCACAUCAGCUGCCCAUCAGACAAGGAGGAGGAGAAGUCCUCCAAGGAUGAGUACGAGAACGAGGAGAAGAACAAGGACAAGACUCCACGCAAGAUGCUUUCACGAGACUCCAGCCAGGAGUACACAGAUUCCACCGGCAUCGACGUGCACGAGUUCCUGGUCAACACACUGAAAAACAACCCCAGGGAUCGGAUGAUGCUGCUGAAACUAGAACAAGAUAUCCUGGAGUUCAUUAAUGACGACGAUAACCAGUACAAGAAGUUCCCCCAGAUGACGUCCUACCACCGCAUGUUGCUGCACCGUGUAGCUGCCUACUUUGGCAUGGACCACAACGUAGACCAGACUGGCAAGGCCGUCAUCAUCAACAAGACUGGCAACACACGCAUCCCAGAUCAAAGGUUCUCCGAGCACAUCAAGGAUGAAAGGAAUUUGGACUUCCAGAAGAAGUUUAUCCUCAAGAGAGACGAUGUUAGUAUGGACAAGGAUGAUAAUCAGAUCCGUGUGCCGCUGCAGGACGGGCGGCGCAGCAAAUCAAUAGAGGAGAGGGAGGAGGAGUAUCAGAGGGUGCGAGACCGGAUCUUCGCCCGAGAAUCCUCUCAAAAUGGAUACAUCAACGACAACAGACUUUCCACUGAAGGCUACUCCUCUAGCUCUCAAAAGCGGAGACAGAUCUUUAGGGGUAACCGUGAGAGCUCCAGCCGUGCUUCCAGCAGCCGCCAGAGCAGUACGGACAGUGAAAUGAAGUGCCUGGAGCCGAGGCCCUGGAGCAGUACAGACUCAGACAGCUCCAAUAGGACCCUGCGGCCCCCGGUCACAAAGGCAUCCAGCUUCUCUGGCAUCUCCAUUCUGACCAGAGGAGAUAGUCUGGGCAGCAACAAGAGCUUACAGGGUUCCUGCAGGGGCUCACGCACUGGGCUGCCCCUGGUGAGUCCAGAUGGGUGUCCUCAGCCCCCGGCCCCCCAGCCUGGCCCCUGCCCUGGGGGUCGCAGCCUGCUGCCCUGCCCCUCCCAACAGGUCCAGACUCAGCCUCCCCAGACCGCCCUGCUGCCCACCCCACAGCAACACCCCUUGGGCAACCACAACCAUAAUCACAACCACAUUAUGGCUCAGCCAGCUCAGCCUGUGUCCUACUCCUCAUCCUCCUGUUCCCAGGUUCUGCUGCCCGUCUCUCCUCCCCAGCAGUACCUGGGUGAGGAACUGGCUCCCCAGUUCAGCCAGAUGACUCUGAGUAGACAGGGUUCCGGCGAGGCCCCAGAGCCCCCCACCAUGUACCAGACCCAGGGGCCCACUGUCCUCACCCAACACCCCCCACCCCAGACUGGCUACAUCAUGGCCACCACAAGCCAGCCCCUGGUCCCUCCGUCUGGCUACCAGCCUAACACUGGACACCCCCACCCCCCUCCUCUUCUACCACCUCCCUCCCAGACCGUCAUGCAGCCCCCUCCACCGCCACAGGGAUACAUGCAGCCACCUCCCCCGCAACAGAUUCAUGUGUCGUAUUACCCACCUGGGCAGUACCCCAGCACGGGGCAGCAGUACCGGCCUGGACCCAUGACUCACCAGGUGUCCUACCCUGCCCAUACCCAGCACUCCCAGCCGAUGACUCAGCCCACACAGCAGUCAGCAGGUCUCCAGACCAUGAUGCCCAGCCAGCAGCCCCAGUACCAGGGGAUGAUAGGAGUACCCCAGCAGCCCCAGAACCAGACCCUCAUCUCUUCCCAGAGGCAGGGCAUACAAGGACAGAUGACCGGGAUGAUGGUCCAGUACCCACAAAUGCCCUCAUAUCAGGUGCCGGUGGCCAAUGAGUCUCAGCAGGCGGUACAGCAGCAGUACCAGCAGCAAGUCAUGGUGCCAGUCAGCCAGUCUCUCCAGACUGUCCAGGGGGUACAGGGACCCAUGGCAGGCCAAGGAUUGCCCAUAUACUAUAGCGUCAUCACCCCCACACAACAGAACAGCACAAGCCCAUCAGUGGGGUACCUGCAGCCCAACUCAGAGCAGUACCAGAUGAGCCAGUCUCCAUCCCCUUGCAACCCUCAGCAGAUGCAGCAGCAAUAUUCAGGCCUGGACUGUGAUCCAGCUCAUCUAAGUGAGUGUAUGGCAUGUUCUGGUUUGUCUGCUCUGCUACGCGCAGAUCCACCCGAUUGCGACGAUAGAGGGAGCCACCAACAUCCACCAGGAGUGCCACCCCCAGGCCCCGGGGUGAUGGUCAUGCAGCUUAGCGUCCCCAACGGGCCGCAGCCUACCCAGAACCCUCCUCUGGUACAGUGGAACCCCUGCAAAUACUACAGCCUAGAGCAGAGGCCCAGCAAGCCUGGAGAACUCUACAAACCUGACAACACACAACAGGCCAGUACUCAGAUGAGCAGUCCCCUGGCCUCCCCUACCCAGUCCCCCACUCUCUCCCCCUCAGGCAGCGUGAGCAGCGUCUGUCCUGGCCUCGGCCUACUGUCACAGUUCCCCCGGCCCGGACCAGGGUCUGCGCAAGGUGAUGGGCGCUACUCUCUUUUGGGCCAGCCUCUCCAGUAUAGCCUAUGUCCCCCCCUCAUGCACAACCAGACAAACUACAGCUCACAUCAGAGCCAAGUAGGAAUGAAGCAUGGUGCAAGAGGGAAGAGGCAGACACUGAAGUCUCAGUCUACAGACCUGGGCACCACUGACGUAGUGGUGAGUCGGGUGCUGGAGGUGACCGAUCUCCCGGAGGGCAUUAGUCGUCCAGAGGCUGAGAAGCUCUUCAACCAGCUUUCCAUGUGUGGUGCCAAAAUCCAGUGGCUCAAGGACCCGGUGGCAGGGGGCCGUGGAGGCUAUGGUGGCCCGGGAGUGCAUCACGGCCCUGGUCAUUGUCCUGGGGCUGGAGGGGGGAAGGGCGACGGCCCCGGCGGUGACCCAGCUCACCUCUACACGGUGGUGGCUGUGUUCCCCUCCACCAUGGCUGCACAGAGUGCUUCUUUUAAACUCAACAACAGUGGGGUCAGCCUCUUCAAACUGAGAGCCGCCAAAAAGAACUAUGACCUGAGAGUACUGGAGAGGGCCAGCUCCCAGUGAAAAGAGAGGGGGAUGAAGAAAAAUACUUUUGGAAAUGAGGAGUGUAGAGGAGUUGGACUGAGGGGACUGGACAGUUUUUGGACAAACGAGAAAAGACGUCACACAUUAAAGGGAUGGGGUGGACACGGAACACAAAUGGAGAAGAUGGUGUUUGCAAAUUAUAAAAGAAUUGUUUUUGUUUUUGAUUGUUUUAUUUUAUAGAUACCUGAAGAGCACAUAAGACACGUGAGCAUGUGGAUCACUGUUGCCAUGUAUGGGUGCCAUCACACACACACACACACACAUUCUUAUGUACAGACAGGCAACAGGAUCACGUAGCACACACCUGAACACACUGGACAGUUCAACCUCAGUCCAUCCUUCCCCUGCUCUCCUCCAGCCUUCCUCCUUUUUCUGUCUAUACUUUCUCUUUCCUCCUCCUCGCUCUCCCUCCCAUCGCCCCGCUCUUAGGCGCACACAUUUAUGCACAGUCACUCUUUCUAUUUUUUUUCUAUUCCUCUCUCUUACCCUCUCGCCACUUGUCUCAUACUCUUUCAUGCUCUCUUCCUCUGCAUACCCCCACUCACUCCUCUCUCCUCUGGCUUUCUGUUUGCCUUAUACUGCUGUUGUGGGUUUCUGUAUUGCGCUAUUUUUCUCAGAAGAGUAUUGUUCUUUUGCGGUUCGAUAUAUUUAUAUAAGUGAUGUAAGGAAUAAAUCUAUAUAUUCAGUGAUUUUUUUUCUUUUCUUCAGUGGGUAAGUUUAGGAUCCCCUUUAUGAUACCCUCUCAGCCUGUUCCUUCUGCCCCCUUUUCUCCUACCUCAUGACUCCAACUUAUCCAUUCCUACCCUACCCCUCUACCUCCUCUACCCUUACUCUCCCAACCUACCCCAUUGUCCAAAUGUACCCUGUGCUCCCACUACCCUGUUACGGCUUACCCAUUCUCCCCCACCCCACUCCCCAUAAUUAGCCCUUUCCACCGCCCCACUAUCCCAAAUUACCCCAUUCACCCCUACCUUACUACCCCCAAUUUAACCCAUGUGUCCCCCACCCCAACUACCUCUUUCUCCCCUACCCCUCUUAACCCAAUAUACCCCACAACUUACCUCAUUCUCCUGUUGACCCUCUAACCCACUCUCUCAUCCUCAUUGUGCUUGUGUUUUUCGUUGACAGCUGUGCAGAACGUAUCAGAAUAAAUAGUUAAAAGUGCACAAUGAUUGCAUAAUGUCUGCUGUAAAUUUUAUUUAAUGUUAUUUUUUUUGUUUGUUUUUAAAAAUAUAAAAGCAAAAAAAUAAAAGUCUUUGUCGUCAUUGUUUGAACAGAUCUGGGUGGAAUCUUUGCUGUUAGAUUUAUUAAAGCAAUUUGAAUCACGA
Salvelinus namaycush (lake trout) is the source of this 5505-nucleotide messenger RNA. Its product is annotated as R3H domain-containing protein 2. NCBI's taxonomy places the organism in Eukaryota, Metazoa, Chordata, Actinopteri, Salmoniformes, Salmonidae. The transcript is spliced from 27 exons. Gene Ontology annotation, molecular function: nucleic acid binding. The coding region runs from base 776 to 4156 and encodes 1126 amino acids. The record is from RefSeq and is a predicted model, not a curated record.